Racocetra fulgida is the source of this 276-nucleotide messenger RNA. NCBI's taxonomy places the organism in Eukaryota, Fungi, Glomeromycota, Glomeromycetes, Diversisporales, Gigasporaceae. The record is from the annotation of a GenBank genome assembly.
CCUAAUGAGGCAGAGAAACUGUGGGCAAAACAUAUUGUAGCUCUUACUGAUGAUAUUCUGUUUAGUGUGCGUCAGCAAUCUCACAAUCCUGAGCUACAACUAACUCAAUCUGAAAUUGAAAAUGAUGCAUUAAAUCGAUUAGAAACCAUUCUUUUAAAGCAGAAUAAAUCACUAAAAGAUUUUCCAAAUAUGCCUUGUCCAGAAUCUGUUCAUGAAUUCAGGAACACCCUAUUAAAUGACGAGUUGAACUAUGAUAUAACAACUCUUACAGAUUUC